Molecule: messenger RNA, 1068 nt
Organism: Notodromas monacha
Lineage: Eukaryota; Metazoa; Arthropoda; Ostracoda; Podocopida; Cyprididae
Source: the annotation of a GenBank genome assembly
AGAUUUGGUGCUGCGUCCAAGCAUGAAGCAUUCCCUGAAACCCCAAAAGUCGAGGAUAUUCCGGGACGCAGAAGUCUUAAUACAGUAGCAGAUUUACUUGCUGGGGAAGAAGAAGCUAUCGAGUUGGAUGGGAUCAUCAACGUUGCGCAGCAGUUUCGAGAGCUGCGUGAGAAGGCUGAGAAACACGCUUUCCAAACUGAAGUCAAUGAACCAUUGGCAAGUCCGCGAUCGACUGUAGAAUUCAUCAGCAAGAUCACAGACACUGAAACCAAGUCUGAUGAUGUCGGGGAUUUGAUCGGACAAUUCGGUGUUGGAUUCUAUUCCGCAUUCUUAGUUGCCAAUACAGGGAUCCUAACCACCAUGCACAAUGACAACAAGCAGUACAUUUGGGAGUCUGAUGCAUCUUCCUUCACUAUUGCCAAGGACAGUUUGUGCUGGAUUAAGCAUCAGGCCAAAAUGUGGUUUAAUCUGGCCCUGGCCAAGGAUCCACGUGGACCCAUGCUCAAACAUGGAACACAAAUCACACAGAAGCUCAAAGAAGAAGCUUGGGAUUUCCUGGAGCAAGACACCCUUUGCAAUCUCAUGAAGAAGACGGAGAUGGUUGAUGACGAAGUGUUGGAGGAAGAUGAAGAGCAGGUGAAACCAGAGAAAACGGAAGAUGAAACAGAAACUGAUGUUGAGGAGGAGAAAGAAGAGGCGAAGCCGAAAACUAAACAGGUGGAGAAGACAACUUGGGACUGGGAAUUCCUCAACGACGCAAAACCUAUUCGCGAAGUUUCCUUCAAAGCUCUGCUCUACGUUCCCAAUGGACUUCCAAAUGAAGCGUUCAAUUCAUAUGGGGAAAAAACCGACAACAUUAGGCUGUAUCUGUGCGACGAGUUUUCAUCACUGAUGAUUUCCAAGAGCAUGAUGCCGAUUUACUUGUCAUUCGUCCUCGGUAUCGUUGAUUCUGAAGAUCUUCCACUGAAUGUGUCUCGAGAAAACCUUCAACAGCAUAAGCUUCUCAAGAUAAUCAAAAAGAAGCUUGUUUGGAAGGCUUUGGACAUGAUGAAGAAGCUUGCAGGAUGA